Molecule: messenger RNA, 3369 nt
Organism: Toxotes jaculatrix (banded archerfish)
Lineage: Eukaryota; Metazoa; Chordata; Actinopteri; Toxotidae
Gene: klhl27
Product: intracisternal A particle-promoted polypeptide
Exons: 9
Coding region: 466-2283 (605 amino acids)
Molecular function (GO): actin binding
Source: RefSeq, a predicted model, not a curated record
CUUCGUAAUUCUCUGGGAGUGGACAGUCUGGGUAGGGGUUGGUUUAGUAGCCGAGCUGUCUGGUGUCAGUUGGCCAGUUUACGGCUAAAUAUGAUAACAGAAUCCACCCUGGUGAGCUGUCUGUUGGCUAGCAUGGCUGGCUAACGGCGACGGGAGGUAGAUAUAGAGAUGCAGAUAAUACAGUAACAGUCAGGUGGAAAGUUACUUACAUUUGACUGCUCCAGGGUGCUUUACCACGGGGCAGUCAAGACGGGCACCCAUAAUGGGUUUAUCGUUCAUUACUUGCUGGUACUACUUGCUGAGUUCUUCGUUGUUACACAACAGUCAGAUGUGACUCUCUGUGUGUUGUGGUGUUUAUGCGGUCAGCUCAUGUGUCUUUCAGGCCUGUUUUGUGCUGAGACUCUCUAGAGAGGAGGGUUUGGGGGAUACUGGUCUCCAUGGUAACACGGUCCUGCCCCAGCUGCCAUGUCCUCCAUGUCUUUGUCAGCAUCCCCUGGUUGUGGUGGUGGUGGUGGUGGCGGUGAUGCUGCAGCUGCCAUGGCAACACAGGGAUCUGAACAGGCUCUGCUGGCCUCAGACCGCUAUGCCAGACUCAUCCUGGCCCAGAUGAACAAAAUGCGGCUUCGCACCGACUUCUGCGAUGUGGGCCUGAAGGUCGGCAGCAGAGUCUUCAGGGUCCACCGGCUGGUUCUUGCUGCCAGCAGCCCGUACUUCUCUGCCUUGUUCUCUGGAGGGAUGAGGGAGGCUGAUAAAGAGGAGGUGCAGAUCCUUGGUGUGGAGACCGAAGUCUUUGAGGUUUUGCUGGACUUCAUAUACACAGGUGUGAUCAGUGUGACAGUGGAGAACGUUCAGGAGCUGAUGGUUGCAGCAGACAUGCUGCAAUUAAACGAGGUGGUGUCUGUCUGUGGAGAAUUUCUCAAGGGCCACAUGGACCCAUCCAACUGUGUAGGCAUCUUUCAGUUCUUGGAGCAGAUUGCCUGCAUGGACAUGCUGGAGUUCACUGAGAACUACAUCCAUGUUCACUUUCUGGAGGUGUGUGUUACAGAUGAAUUCAGGGCUCUGUUGAAGGAUCAGUUGGUGAGGCUGCUGCGAAGUGAGGAGCUGAGAAUAGAAGAUGAGUACCAGGUAUUCACUGCAGCCAUGGACUGGGUUCUCCAAGAUGUGGCAAAGAGGAAAAAAUAUGUAGUGGAGGUGUUGGAACCAGUCCGCUUCCCUCUGCUUUCCCCACAGAGACUGUUCAAGUACAUAGAGGGUAUUACUGACUUCAGCCUGAGGGUGGCACUGCAGACUCUGCUGAAGGAAUACACAGAAGUCACAAAGUCUCCCAAAGAAAAUAAGAUGUACAGUCAGCUACAGCCAGCCAAGAUGAGACCCAGAAGAAAAGCCAGGAAAUACCUCUAUGCCAUAGGAGGUUACACUCGGUUGCAGGGCGGCCGCUGGAGUGACAGCCGGGCGUUGAGUUGUGUGGAGCGCUUUGACACCUUCAACCAGUACUGGACCACCGUAUCAUCCCUUCAUCAGGCCCGCAGCGGUCUGGGGGUUGCAGUCCUGGAGGGUAUGAUCUACGUGGUGGGAGGGGAGAAAGACUCAAUGAUUUUUGACUGCACAGAGAGAUAUGACCCAGUGACUAAGCAGUGGGCCGCUGUAGCAUCUCUGAACUUUCCUCGCUGUGGAGUUGGCGUCUGCCCCUGCCACGGAGCUCUGUAUGCACUCGGUGGUUGGAUUGGCUCUGAGAUCGGGAAGACAAUGGAACGAUAUGACCCAGAGGAGAACAAGUGGGAGGUCAUCGGCAGCAUGGCAGUUCCUCGUUACUACUUUGGAUGCUGUGAGCUACAAGGGUUCAUUUACGUGAUCGGAGGGAUCAGCGAUGAAGGGAUGGAGCUGCGUUCAGCCGAGGUGUACGAUCCCAUCUCCCGUAGAUGGAGUGCCCUGCCGGUCAUGGUCACACGUCGGGCUUAUGUGGGCGUCGCCUGCCUCAAUAACUGCAUUUAUGCAGUGGGUGGCUGGAAUGAGGCACUGGGUGCACUGGAGACAGUGGAGAAAUAUUGUCCUGAAGAGGAAAAAUGGGUAGAGGUGGCCCCAAUGUCUACUGCACGUGCAGGCGUGUCUGUGUCAGCAGUUAACGGGCUGUUGUACGCCGUCGGGGGCAGGGCUGCCAGCAGAGACUUCUCUGCCCCGGUGACAGUGGACUCUGUGGAAAUCUACGACCCUCACCUGGAUACCUGGACUGAGGUCGGCAACAUGAUCACCAGCCGCUGCGACGGAGGGCUGGCUGUGCUCUGAUACACAGGAAUGUUCAGAUUCGAACUGUGACCAUUCACAUCAGCCCCUGAAUCAUCCCAAAACUACAUGAACUAAUGAGAAGCUGCACCUUAAAAAACACAAAAGUGUGUUUUUGUCUCAUGUUGGCUUUCACAUGAUCAUCGGUGUUAUCUAUACAUAUACACAUUUUCCGUUUUUUGGUCCUUAACAUUUGACGUCCAUUGACAGCAGAUCUGCAACUGGAAAACUGCCAAAACUGCUUCCAUUAACACUGUUACAUGGCUCAUGUGUUUCUUGAUUUUUACAAGAAUGUUAGAGGGGACAACACUUUUUUUCCCCUCUUGUGCAUUAGAAGACAAAGCUAUACUGAUUAUGAGGAUAAUUUUUUCACAGCAGAGGAUUCUAUUUUUGAUUGACCGCAGUUAAGCAGAGUUAAGUGUCAAAGUCCUGUAGGGACUGUGAAUACUAUUCUAGGCUGAGAUGUUAAAGCACUGUUCUUUAGUUUGUUCUCUUUUUAUUUUUCCUUAGAGGAAUGUUUGAGGUGUGUGCUUUGCUACUUGGAUAAUAUAUCAAACCACUUUGAGCCUAUUUGAUAAUGGAACCAACUUUAAUGGUUAGAGAGUUCUGUAAAUAAAUAUGGACUUGAAUAGCUCACCACUGUUGUUGUUACACCAGUGCAGUGAUCACUCAGUUUCCACUGGAUUUUUUUUGUAUGUAUGAUACUGUAAAUACUGGUGCCUCUUUGUCACUAUUUACACUUAAAUCCAAGGGAGAGAAUACAGUUCAUUUCACACACUGCUAAUGUGUGAAAUGACAAAAAAUUUGCAUUUCAUCCUUCUAAUAUUGAGACACAUGACAAUAAUUGACAUUGCACGUGUUUAGAAAUGUGUUUACCUUGUUUACGCUAAGUACUGUUAGUUUCCUCUUUGGAUUCUGUCACAAUAGCGCAUAUCAGAUUAAGGUGUUGCACAAUAACAGUAUUGCCUAUCUUGUACUGUUAUCCCUUUGCAAAGGACAUAAUAUUAAUAUUAUAAUUAUAAUAGAACAGUAAUUAUAUCUUUUAUUGUUUGCGUUUCAUAUUUAAUAAAGAUCAUAAAAGCUGGUGUG